AUGCUGGGUGAAGCAGAAGGCAUGCUUCUUUUUGUUGCCACUAGUGAGGCGGUGUUGGGAGUUUUAGGGAACAUAUUCAUUGCACUUGUGAACUGCACAGAGUAUUCCAAGAACAAGAAGCUCUCUAAGAUUGGCUUCAUUCUCACUGGCUUGGCAACUUCCAGGAUUUGUCUCAUAUGGAUAAUAACUUUUGACACAUAUACAAAGUUAUUCUCUAUACAUACACUUACCUAUUUCAACCUUUAUGAAUGCAUCAAUUACCUAUGGAUAAUUAUGAAUCACCUGAGUGUCUGGUUUGCCUCCAGCCUCAGCAUCUUCUAUUUCCUGAAGAUAGCAAAAUUUUCUCACUAUAUAUUUAUCUGGCUGAAGAGGAGAAAUGACAAUGUUUUUACUUUUCUGAUAGGAUGCCUGUUUGUCUCAUUGUUUAUUGCUAUUGCACAAUUUGUGAAGAUGGUUAAUGAUAUCAAAAUGCAAUACAGAAACAUCUCCAUGUAUGUUCACCUAGAGGAAAAUGAAUUACUUAUUAACCAUGUCUAUUUUCAAUUUGGAAUCCUUUUCUUCUUUAUGAUAGCUGUCAUUGCAAGUCUCCUGUUAAUAAUUUCUCUUUGGAGACACAACAAGCUGAUGAAAUUAAAUGGCUCAGGAUUUCGAGACCUCAACACAGAAGCUCAUAUGAAAGCCAUGAAAGUUUUAAUUUCUUUUAUCAUUCUCCUUAUCUUGUAUUUUGUAGGUUUGGUCUUAGAAGUAUUGUGCUUUAUUUGGCAAGAAGGCAAACUACUAAUAAUUUUUGGUGUGAUAAUUAUACUCAUGUAUCCAUGCUGCCAUUCUUUUAUUCUAAUUCUAGCAAACAACCAGCUGAAGAAAGUCUCUUUGAAGUUACUGAAGCAAUUAAAGUGCUAUGACAAAGAAGAACUCUGGGACACAUAA
Molecule: messenger RNA, 927 nt
Organism: Chionomys nivalis (European snow vole)
Lineage: Eukaryota; Metazoa; Chordata; Mammalia; Rodentia; Cricetidae
Product: taste receptor type 2 member 104-like
Exons: 1
Coding region: 1-927 (308 amino acids)
Biological process (GO): G protein-coupled receptor signaling pathway; detection of chemical stimulus involved in sensory perception of bitter taste; sensory perception of taste
Cellular component (GO): membrane
Molecular function (GO): G protein-coupled receptor activity
Source: RefSeq, a predicted model, not a curated record